Molecule: messenger RNA, 870 nt
Organism: Sparassis crispa
Lineage: Eukaryota; Fungi; Basidiomycota; Agaricomycetes; Polyporales; Sparassidaceae
Exons: 4
Coding region: 1-870 (289 amino acids)
Source: RefSeq, a predicted model, not a curated record
AUGGAUAACAACGUCUUGCAAGUAUCUGAUGUUCCUGCACCGUGGUUGCUGGAAGGCGAGGCAUGGUGGUUCUUCACUGCUUUGUUCCACUGGCCCAAGAAGGGGGAAAUGUCUGCGCCGGGCUACUUUGACCCGCUGCACGAGCGCUCGCGCGCUCUUGCCACCGAGGAGGGUGCCUACCUAGGGAGUCAUGGGAUGAUUCAGCUCGUUCGUUAUACGGACAGCCCUGCAGGUCCAUAUGACGAACUCAUCGUCUUGCCUGGGUCGUUCAAGUCCCCACCUGGCGUGAAGCCCGCAAAAUCGUCUCGCAUCACUCGAAUCUAUGUAUCGACCAUGAACUCUGUGGUUAAUGGUCGGCGGAAUUGGAAUAUCCCCAAGACGAUAGCGAAGUUUUCCUUCACCCCCAACUCGGAUGGGGUGUUGGAAGUCAAAGUCUUUGCUCCCACGUCGCUAGAAACUCCCGGGUCCCCAAUCUUCAGCGAUACGCCAUUCUUCGCAGUCAACAUCCGACCGAGCGUCAUUCCCGUACCCGCAAUUCCUUUGAAUUUGAAGCACUUGCCCAUGCCCUUCAUUCUUGUACAGCCCCCGCUGGAAGCGUCGCCCUCAGCUGGUCAGGACGGGUGCAUCGGCACGGACCACUGGGUCUCUGUUGACGUGUCCGACUAUGGAGGCCGCGUGAAGCCGAUCAGGUGGAAGGGCGGACUGGCUGUCGUUGACUCUAACACACAGAAGACCAGCACUCGAAUCGCGGACGGAGUCGGUUUCCCGGAUGUUGUCCCGUACAGUAUGGGACUCCAUCUUGCACAGAUGAAGAUUCAGUUUCCAGAGAGCGUCGUCCUUCAGGUGGACCCAAGUGAGCAGUCUGAAUGA